UAUAAUAUAGUUGAGUGUCAAGAAUCAAGACCACCUUUGUAAUAGGUUUUUAAACCAAACAAACCCUAAAGCCCCUUCCCGCCAACUAAUCGUUUUCAGCAGAAAACAAAACAUGUCUUCGAACUCCAACUAUUACCGUUCGUUACUAAAAAUUUGCACGGAAACCCGUAACCAAAUCCAAGCAAAGAAAAUCCAUUGCCAUAUUCUGAAAACCAUUAAGGACCCGGAAACAUUCUUAUUAAACAACCUGGUUAACGCAUACAGCAAACUAGGCGAUUUAACCUAUGCACGCUACGUGUUCAACAAAAUUCCCCGACCAAAUCUCUUUUCGUGGAACACUAUUCUUUUCACUUAUUCGAAAUCUGGGAAUCUUUCAGAAAUGAAUUAUAUCUUUAACCACAUGCCUAAACGCGAUGGGGUUUCUUGGAAUUCCCUUAUUUCUGGGUAUGCUUCUCGUGGUUUGGUAACUGAGGCAGUGAAAGGUUAUAAUUCUAUGUUGAGGGAUGGGGUGGCUAAUUUGAAUCGGAUUACGUUGUCUACUAUGCUUAUAUGUUCGUCUAGUCAAGGGUGUGUUGAUUUGGGUAGGCAGAUUCAUGGUCAAAUUGUGAAAUUUGGGUUUGGAUCUUAUGUGUUUGUGGUUUCUCCUUUGAUCGAUAUGUAUUCAAAAGCAGGGUUGGUUUAUGAUGCAAAACGAGUUUUUGAUGAAACGCCAAAGAGAAAUGUGGUAAUGUAUAAUACAAUGAUUGCAGGACUUUUGAGGUGUGGCAUGGUGGAGGAUUCCAGGUGGUUGUUUCAUAGUAUGCGGGAAAAAGAUUCAAUUUCUUGGACAACUAUGAUCACGGGAUUGACUCAGAAUGGUUUGUAUAGAGAGGCUAUUGAUUUAUUUAAAGAGAUGAGGAUAGAAGGUUUAGCUAUGGAUCAGUUUACCUUUGGAAGCAUGUUGACUGCUUGUGGGUGUCUAAUUGCCCUGGAAGAAGGCAAGCAGGUUCAUGCUUUUGUAAUUAGAACUAAUCAUAAGGAUAAUGUCUUUGUUGGAAGUGCACUUGUUGACAUGUAUUGCAAGUGCAAAAGCAUAACAUCUGCAGAGGCAGUUUUCAAGAGGAUGACCCACAAGAAUGUUGUGUCCUGGACUGCAAUGCUAGUGGGUUAUGGCCAGAAUGGGUACAGUGAGGAAGCUAUUAGAAUCUUCUGUGAUAUGCACAGAAAUGGGAUUAAUCCUGAUGAUUAUAGUCUAGGAAGUAUAAUUAGCUCAUGUGCAAACCUGUCAAGCUUAGAAGAGGGCGCUCAAUUACAUGGCCAAGCAAUAGUUUCUGGCUUAUUUUCUUUCGUAACAGUUUCUAAUGCACUUGUUACUUUAUAUGGAAAAUGUGGAAGCAUAGAAGAUGCUGAUAAGUUGUUCAAUGGGAUGAAUUUAAGGGAUGAAGUUUCUUGGACUGCGAUGCUGUCAGGGUAUGCUCAGUUUGGGAAAGCCUAUGAAACAAUUGAUUUGUUUCAAAGAAUGUUAGCUCAUGGUCUAAAACCUGAUGGAGUUACUUUUGUUGGUGUUCUAUCAGCUUGCAGUAGGGCAGGACUAGUGGAAAAAGGGUAUCAGUAUUUUGAUUCAAUGGUAAAGGAACAUAGAAUCAUGCCAGUUGUUGAUCACUAUACUUGCAUGAUUGACCUUCUUAGCCGAGCUGGAAGGUUAGAAGAAGCAAAAUGUUUUAUAAACAAAAUGCCUUUCCCACCUGACGCAAUUGGUUGGUCUACCUUACUUAGCUCAUGUAGACUGCAUGGUAACUUGGAAAUUGGGAAAUGGGCAGCCGCUUCUCUUCAGGAACUAGAGCCCCACAAUCCUGCAGGUUACAUCUUACUCUCUAGCAUAUAUGCUGCUAAAGGGAAAUGGGAUAAUGUGUCAGAAUUAAGGAGGGGAAUGAGAAAUAAAGGAGUGAGAAAGGAACCGGGAUGCAGCUGGAUCAAAUAUAAAGGCAAAGUGCACAUUUUCUCGGCAGAUGACCAGACAAAUCCAUUUUCUGAUCAGAUAUAUGCUGAGCUGGACAAAUUAAAUCACAAGAUGAUGGAAGAGGGUUAUGUACCAGAUCUGAGUUCUGUUCUUCAUGAUGUUGAGGAAUCAGAAAAGAUAAAGAUGCUUAAUUAUCAUAGUGAGAGGCUUGCAAUUGCAUUUGGGUUGAUAUUUAUUCCUCCGGGCCUUCCCAUACGGAUAGUUAAAAAUCUUAGAGUGUGUGGGGAUUGCCAUAGUGCCACUAAGUAUAUUUCUAGGAUCACCAGGAGAGAGAUACUAGUAAGAGAUGCUGUCCGCUUCCAUUUGUUUAAAGAUGGAAAAUGCUCGUGUGGAGAUUUCUGGUGAUGCUGUAUUCUGUGUCCAAAGCUGUCAUUGAGGAGAUCAAACCUUUAGCUAUGGAGGAGGAGAAGAAUAGGAAGAG
Durio zibethinus is the source of this 2420-nucleotide messenger RNA. The record is from RefSeq and is a predicted model, not a curated record. NCBI's taxonomy places the organism in Eukaryota, Viridiplantae, Streptophyta, Magnoliopsida, Malvales, Malvaceae.